Molecule: messenger RNA, 3956 nt
Organism: Penaeus monodon (black tiger shrimp)
Lineage: Eukaryota; Metazoa; Arthropoda; Malacostraca; Decapoda; Penaeidae
Molecular function (GO): oxidoreductase activity
Source: RefSeq, a predicted model, not a curated record
AUUCAAUGUCGAUGGGGAGCAGCAGCGUGAGCAGGGAAGAUGACUUUCUUCCCGCUUGUGUCAUAGUUUAAGAAGAGGUUCAAAUGACUCGGGAGACACAAGAUAAGCAAGAUUUGACUGGCUCUCAGAGUGUGUGAGAACGCAUACAUUUGCAAAAGAUUAUAUAUCUAUAUUCUCUCCACAUCUGCCUUUUUUCUCGUGGUGACUCCGCCUCACUUACCAAAGUUCUCCGCCGAAUAAGAGAAAUUUUUCGGAAAAUGCUAACAAUAAUAAAAACUAUCCCUUCAAGCAGUCCACGCACUUCAAGCACAAUGCGAACCACAUUCCUCACUAGAACUGCGGGACUAUUGAACCACCAACUUGGGUCUGCUUGUGCCGGUACAACAACCUCAAAAGAAGGCGUGUAUCAGCGGCCUUGAACCAGCACUUACCUCCCGCUUCAUCGCCCGCUGUUACCAUGCAAGGAGACAGCCCUUCAGUGGUCCAGAGGUUCCCGUUGUGAGCAGACUGACCACGUCGCGUUCCGGCUCCCUGCGCCCGCUCGCGACUUCGAGUACCAAUAUGAACUUCCUGGCCAAAGAAAAGGAUAAGUUUGAGGCUCCUGAGGAUCUGGGGCUGAAGUAUAGCAAAGAUGAGAUCCUCAGGUUCAUGAUCGACUGCAUGAUGUCCGUUGGUACCCCAAAGUCCAAUGCAACUUCCCUCGCCAAUGUGCUCUUGGCUGCUGAUGAACGAGGGCACUACAGCCACGGCAUGAACAGACUGGAAAUGUACGUCAAUGAUGUGCAGCAGAAGAUCUGUGAGGGAGGAGCUACGCCAACCAUCGAGAAAGAGAGUGUGUCAACAGCUCUAGUCAAUGGAAAUAAUGGGCUCGGUCCAGUGGUCGGGGAUUUUUGCAUGGAGUUGGCUGUCAAGAAGGCUAAGGAGACUGGCAUUGGUUGGGUAUGUGCUCGAGGUAGCAACCAUUAUGGUAUUGCUGGAUGGUACUCCAUGACUGCUACAAAACAUGGCCUUCUGGGUAUGAGCUUCACAAAUACAUCACCAUUGGUUGCUCCAACACGUGCAAAGACAGGAGCUCUGGGAACCAAUCCCAUAUCCCUUUCUGCUCCAGCAAAAGGAGGAGACAGCUUUGUGUUGGACAUGGCGACCUGUGUAGUGGCUGUGGGCAAGAUUGAAGUUGAACGACGUAAGGAGAACCCCAUACCAGAGGGCUGGGCACUGGACAAAGAAGGCCAACCCACAACCAAUGCAAAGGAGGCAAUGUUUGGAGCUCUCAUGCCCCUUGGUGGUCCUGAGAUGCACUCUGGCUACAAGGGCUAUGGUUUGGGCAUGCUGGUUGAGAUCUUCUGUGGCAUUCUGUCAGGUGGUCACUAUGGCCCCAAUGUCCGCCGGUGGAUGCAAACAGAUCGGCCAGCAGACUUGGGACAGUGCUUCGUGGCCAUUGAUCCUUCGUUCUUUGCCCCUGGGUUUGAGGACCGAAUGAGUGACCUUAUGGACCAUUGCCGCAACAUGGAACCAGCUGAUCCCAGUAAGCCAGUUCUUGUGGCAGGAGACCCAGAACGAACACAUGUUGAGAAAGUGAAGAAAGAAGGAGGAAUCACUUAUCAUAUGAACCAGAUCAAGGAUUCAUGGAAGCUGGGAAAAGCUUUAGGAGUGACACCAAUGAAGGCUUUGUAAUAAGUAAAUGAAUAAAUUGAUAAUCAAAAACACAUUAGAAUACAUUUAUGGAGCAAAGUUAUCUUCCUUUGAUAUACUUUCACAGUAGGAGGGUGCAAGAGUAAAAAGAUUGCUUUCUUUUGAAUUUCUGUUUUCAUUUGGUUGAGUUACUGAUAUCUUAGGCUGUUCUGUAUACAGUAUGGUGUGAAUAUUUUUUGUGCUGAUUUUAUAAAUGGAAAUUAGUUAUUGCUAUUAUGUUCUGAAAGUACUGAAUGUUACAGAUUAAGCAUUUCUGAAGAUCAGAUAGUCACCUUGGUCCAACAUGGUACAAAUGACAUAAGUCAGUUUAGUCUGUAUAUAAUCAUAUCAGUGAUGGUUCAUGUCUUGGUAGAAUAGAUUGACUUAAUGACCUGGUACAUUUAGUUUCAUUGCAAAGGUUGUAUAUGUUUUUGUCCAUAUUUGUCAGAAAAAUGUUUUUCAGUGUGCCUUUGUUUCAUAUUGCUUCCUGUUGUUUGGAGAAAUGAUUUUGAAGGAGGGUAAUGGUAAUAAAGAGAGACGGCAGUCAGACUGACCAGCUUAAUUAAGGAGUGGUUUCCAAGAGAGGGAAAUGUUAAAAGAAUAACGAACAAAACUAUUGUUUGUUAAGCCCAGUUUUAUUGUGAUUUGUCAUAUUUCUGAGCACAGAUAUAGAUUGUUUAAAACUUUGUGCAAAUACCUGUAUAAUUUUCAUUGUUAUGAAGAAGUAUAUAUGAAGUGCUGAGCUACCAAAAGAUUAAGUACAUUGCAUAGUAAAAAAAUAAACAUAUAUAUCCUUAGCAUAUAAUGUCUUUAUAAAAUUGCUCUGAAAUGAAAUGCUUAAAAACUUUGCAACAUGGUGGAGGGGAACAGAUAUAUUUUAGAUUUAGGUCAUUGUAGAUAAAACAGUGAAGGGAAGAACAGAAAAACACAAAUUGUUCUAUCUACAUUUUUUCAGUAUGAAUCCAUUACAUUAGACCCUCACGUCAAAAUCCAGAAUCCCCCUACUUUCCCUGCAAAUACAGGCAGUUAUUUCCAUUGCAAGAGUUGUUUAUAAUGAAAGUACACCUUACAAAUGAAAUGAGAUAUGCACUAUAUGCCAAAAUUGUGUUAUAUUGUAUAUAAUGCUUGCAUGUUCAUAAAUAUCAUUCUUUGAAAAAGUAUUCUUUUUUCUUUAAGAUUAGCACUAAAGAUGAUUAGUUCCUAAAUAUGAAAAACUCAUUAUAUAAGAAAAAUUUCAAAUACUAAAAAUAAAUAAAUUGUAAAUGGAAUGAAAGAAGUGUUCUGAGAAAGGAAAAAUUAAGAGAGGAUAGAGAGGAGACCAAUGUCUUUCCCAAAUAUUUAUUGGUACACGUAAAAUAAUGCAAAAGAAAUUUAGUGAUUAGUGUAGGCAUUUCUUGGAAAAGUUCAGAAACUGAAAAACAAUCCAUUACAAAAAGCAAACCUGAAAUAAUAUUAAAAAUAUCUACAUCCAUAAAAUCACAGAUAUGUACAAAGAACUAGGUCUUCUAGUUAUAUGGUCUUGUGCAAUAUUUCUUUCAAGUUAAUUCAUUGUUAGUAAAAUACCAUAUAAGCAAGGUGUUCAAUCCAUACUAGAGCCAAACUAUAAAGCAUGUUCCUUAGUGCAGUUAUAUUUUUCAACUGGGAAAUGAGGGAGACAUACAAAGAGUUUAGCUAGCUAUAGGCAUUUAAUGUUGCUACAGAUGAAAGAAUAUUGGAAGUACAAUAUAUUUUUGUGACUUUCUUUUGUAGUUUAGUUAUUUUCUAAAUUUGGGAAUGCCAGUGCUUAAUGUUAAUAUUGCAAGAUAAGAAUAAACUUUUUGUACAUUCAACAAGAAAAGUAUUGUGAUGAAGACAGUGGUUCUAGUAUUCUCAUACAUGUUCAGAUGAAGUUCUUUACCACAGUUUCUACAAAGCAGUGUUUUAAAGAAACAAAUAUUUCUGUUCUGAUGUUCAUAGAUGAUCCUUGACCUUUUGUGUGUUUAACAAUGCCUCCAGUAAGUAGAUAUGGCCACCUUGAUACAGUACUUUUCUAAGUGAAUGCACAUACUUUAGCUACCUAACUUCAGAAACUUGUGUUGCUCAUUGUUGUGCAUAUUUGUCUAGGUGACUACCUUGCCUGAUAUGCAUCAAUAAAUCUUUAUUGAUGCAUAUUCUAUUGGAGAUAAUUAUUGUUAUUUGUUUAUAAGUUUAUAAAGAUAGUCAUGGUUUGAGGUGAUGUUUGAACUGAGGAAUUUCUAUUGUGAGCAUGUAUAUCAUAAAUGUGAAAUAAAUUACAGAUUCUUUGA